This is a messenger RNA of Trichechus manatus latirostris (Florida manatee), 2499 nucleotides long. RefSeq names its product BLK proto-oncogene, Src family tyrosine kinase (gene BLK). Bases 599 to 2125 code for a protein of 508 amino acids. Gene Ontology annotation, molecular function: non-membrane spanning protein tyrosine kinase activity; ATP binding; signaling receptor binding. The record is from RefSeq and is a predicted model, not a curated record. Lineage: Eukaryota; Metazoa; Chordata; Mammalia; Sirenia; Trichechidae. Gene Ontology annotation, cellular component: extrinsic component of cytoplasmic side of plasma membrane. Gene Ontology annotation, biological process: protein phosphorylation; innate immune response; cell differentiation. The transcript is spliced from 15 exons.
AAAAGGGCAUCGUGACCAACUAACUUGGCUCAGGGCCAGGAAAGGGUCAGCUGCUGGUCACUCUUCGUCAGGAAAUUUUCUUGAACUGAGUGACCAAAGGUACCCAGUGAGCCCCACAGAAGCUUUGGAAACUCUCAGCUGGAGGGGCGGGGAUGGUGUUGAGCACUGAGCUUUUUGCUUGGGGGCAGCCGACUGUGAAGCUCUGAUCAGAGACGGGGAGGCUGCCACCUCUGCCUGUUACCACUGUUAGCAGGAAACAACAGGCUAUGCACGCUGACUGAGAUGAGAAUAAUUCUUUCGGAGAUGUGCUUUUUCUUUAGGAUUGCAUCAGGAGUUGUUCACUAAAGGCCCUUCCACCAUGAAAGCCAUCAGGAUUUGAAGAGCUGUGAUGAAAAGCCACUGAAGCACUGCCAAGCACCCUCAUUCUAGCCACAAUGAUCUGUCACCUCAUCCGCUGCAGCAGCCUCCGAACAAGUCUCCUUGCUUCCAGACUUGCACCCUACAAUCUCUUCUCUGCACAGCAGCGAGAGGGAACUUUUUAAACAUUUUUCAGAUAUUUGCUUUGGAGGGAUGGCGUGGUGCUUCUAUCUAUAGCACCAUGAUGCCUGGAAAUCUCAGAAGGAUGGGAGUGGUGAGCAGCAAAAAGCAGGUCAAGGAGAAGGAUAAGGGCCAGUGGAGCCCCGUGAAGGUCAGCACCCAGAGCAAGGCUCCCCCACCACUGCCACCCCUGGUCGUCUUUAAUCAUCUUGCUCCUCCCCCUGAAGACAAACACCCAGAGCAAGAGGAACAUUUUGUGGUGGCUUUGUAUGAUUACAAUGCAGUGAAUGACCGGGACCUGCAGAUGCUAAAGGGAGAGAAGCUGCAGAUCCUGAAGGAAACUGGAGACUGGUGGUUGGCCAAGUCACUCAUCACUGGAAGAGAAGGCUACGUGCCCAGCAACUUUGUUGCCCGAGUAGAGACGCUGGAAGUAGAAAAGUGGUUCUUUAGAUCGAUUGGCCGGAAAGAUGCUGAGAGGCAGCUUCUGGCUCCAAUCAAUAAGGUCGGCUCAUUCCUUAUUAGACAGAGUGACACAAAUAAAGGUGCCUUUUCCCUGUCUGUGAAGGAUGUAACCACCCAGGGGGAGGUGAUCAAACACUAUAAGAUCCUUAUGCUGGAUGAAGGAGGCUAUUACAUCUCCCCCAGGAUUACUUUUCCCUCUCUCCAAGACCUGGUGCAGCACUAUUCUAAGAAAGGGGAUGGUUUGUGCCAGAGACUGACUCUGCCCUGUGUAAGCCUGGCUCUUCAGAACCCCUGGGUUCAGGAUGAAUGGGAAAUUCCCAGGCAGUCUCUCAAACUGGUCAGGAAACUCGGGUCUGGGCAGUUUGGAGAAGUCUGGAUGGGUUAUUACAAAAAUAAUGUGAAAGUGGCCAUCAAGACCUUGAAGGAAGGAACUAUGUCUCCUGAAGCCUUCCUCGGUGAGGCCAACAUGAUGAAAACCCUCCAGCAUGAGAGACUGGUCCGUCUCUACGCCGUGAUCACCAAGGAGCCCAUCUACAUCGUGACCGAGUACAUGGCCAGAGGAUGCCUUCUGGAUUUCUUGAAGACAGAUGAAGGUAGCAGACUGUCCCUCCCAAGACUGAUUGACAUGUCGGCCCAGAUUGCAGAAGGAAUGGCGUACAUCGAGCAAAGGAAUUCAAUCCACCGUGACUUGAGGGCAGCCAACAUCCUGGUGUCUGAGACCUUGUGCUGCAAAAUAGCUGACUUUGGCUUGGCCCGGAUCAUUGACAGUGAAUACACUGCCCAAGAGGGUGCCAAGUUCCCCAUCAAGUGGACAGCCCCAGAGGCCAUCCACUUUGGAGUGUUCACCAUCAAAGCAGAUGUGUGGUCAUUUGGAAUCCUUCUGAUGGAAAUUGUCACUUAUGGGCGUGUACCAUAUCCAGGCAUGAGCAACCCUGAGGUCAUCCGCAGCCUGGAACGGGGCUACCGCAUGCCGCGCCCGGACUUGUGCCCGCCCGAGUUGUACAGCGGCAUCAUCAGCGAGUGCUGGCGCAGCCGGCCUGAGGAGCGGCCCACCUUCGAGUUCCUGCAGUCUGUGCUAGAGGACUUCUACACGGCCACUGAGCGGCAGUACGAGCUCCAGCCCUAGGUCUGCCCACCAACUGGCCUGGUCCUCCAGCUCUCGGAGGGAUGCUCAGCUGGAAGAGAUGCAGCCAGAGCCUCGAGUGCUUAUGGGUCUCAGCUUCUAGUGACCGGGGUGGUCCACAAUCCUUGGGCAGAAUGUUAGAAUUGCCUACGCAUAUUCGCAUCUGGCCCUUAUUUAAGCCCCAUGAUAACCUGAAAAUCAGAGGGAUUCAGUGGCGUCACUAAGGAGGUGCAGGGGUGCAGACUGCAGAGAGUGACACUGUCAGAGGUGGUGACACCAAAAUGACGGUCUAUAAAAUUUUUGUGCAGAAAUUUAUUUUUUAUAUAAAUAUCCCUGUAGUUAAACAAUAAAAAAAAUUUUAAUAAGCCCAGCUUACA